Molecule: messenger RNA, 7396 nt
Organism: Cyprinodon variegatus (sheepshead minnow)
Lineage: Eukaryota; Metazoa; Chordata; Actinopteri; Cyprinodontiformes; Cyprinodontidae
Gene: plxna1
Product: plexin A1
Exons: 32
Coding region: 380-6073 (1897 amino acids)
Biological process (GO): regulation of cell migration; regulation of GTPase activity; regulation of cell shape
Cellular component (GO): semaphorin receptor complex
Molecular function (GO): protein binding; semaphorin receptor activity
Source: RefSeq, a predicted model, not a curated record
GGGGAGCAGUCGGACAGAGAGCACCGCCGCCACUCCGUGUGACCAGCGUGGAAAUGUGCCCAAGUUGUGGAAUUUAAAACCAUGGCGGGGAUAUCAACCCUCAGGAUCACUUAGACGCGGCUCCUACCUUGUGCCUCUUUGGAUGACGUUCCCGAUGACUGCUCACAACUCUGAAAACCGGACAGUGGACCAAUAGGAGUUUUGAUUCCCCUUCCCUGCUCCUUCUCCCUCCCUUAAGCUCUCCUUUCUUAUUCUUUAAUAGUGGAGGAGGCAAAGACCUAAAUCCUGACUUGGAUCUAGGUAGCAGAGAUUGUUCUCCUUCUCCUUCUUCCUUUCUCCUCCCCCACCCCCCAAGGCCUUGCCUCUGGGCACUUCAGAAAUGUGUCCUCUCUCUCGGACUUUAGCCUUCCCUGGCCAGGGGAACUUGCUCCUCCUGUUGGGGGUUAUACUCCUCAUGGUCCCGUCACUCUCUGGAGGUCAACCCCCAACCUUCAAACGCUUUGCCCCCCCUGACAGUUUUCUUACACAUCUGGCAAUCCACAACAAAACUGGAGAGGUCUAUGUGGGAGCCUUCAACUGGAUUUUUAAGCUGUCCAGCAACCUGACUAAACUGCGCAGCCACAUGACCGGGCCAGUGUUGGACAAUGAAAAAUGCUACCCUCCACCCAGUGUCCAGUCUUGUCCUUAUGACCUUGCCCAAACCCCCAACGUGAACAAGCUGCUUCUUAUAGACUAUGCCCAAAACCGCCUCAUCGCCUGCGGCAGCACCUCACAGGGCAUCUGUCAGUUUUUACGUCUAGAUGAUCUCUUUAAGCUCGGUGAGCCUCACCACCGUAAGGAACACUACCUCUCCAGUGUGGCAGAGUCGGGGACCAUGUCGGGAGUCAUCAUAAGCUCUCCCCAAAACCCUACUAGCAAGCUGUUUAUUGGAACCCCCAUUGAUGGAAAAUCGGAGUACUUCCCAACACUGUCCAGUCGCAAACUGAUGAAGAAUGAAGAAGAUGCAGACAUGUUCAGCUUUGUGUAUCAGGAUGAGUUUGUCUCCUCUCAGCUAAAAAUCCCCUCGGACACUCUAUCCAAGUUUCCUGCUUUUGACAUCUAUUAUGUGUACAGCUUCAGUAGUGAACAGUUCGUCUACUAUCUAACAAUGCAGCUAGACACCAAACUGACCUCAACCGACGGCAGUGGGGAGCAGUUCUUCACCUCCAAAAUUGUCCGCCUUUGCAUGGACGACCCCAAGUUUUACUCUUAUGUUGAGUUCCCCAUCGGAUGCACCAAAGACGGGAUAGAGUACCGCCUGCUGCAGGACGCUUUUCUGGCUCGACCAGGCCGGCAGCUUGCCAAUUCUUUGGGGAUUUCUGAGAAUGAAGACAUUCUCUUUACGGUUUUCUCUCAGGGUCAGAAAAAUCGGGAAAAGCCACCCAAAGAAUCUGCAAUGUGCCUGUUUACCCUGAGGAAGAUAAAGGAGAAGAUCAAAGAACGUAUUCAGUCCUGCUACAGAGGAGAAGGGAAGCUCUCUUUACCCUGGCUGCUUAAUAAGGAGCUCGAGUGCAUCAACUCGCCUCUACAGAUAGACGACAACUUCUGUGGUCAGGACUUCAACCAACCUCUUGGAGGAAUCAGCACCAUCGAGGGCACCCCUCUCUUCAUAGACAAGGAUGACGGCAUGACUUCUGUGGCUGCCUAUGACUACCAUGGCAACACAGUGGCGUUUGUUGGUACCCGCAACGGAAAACUAAAGAAGAUCCUGGUGAACUCUGUGAGCUCCAACCGCCCGGCCCUUCCGUAUGAGAACGUGACCGUCAGCGAAGGAGGGAGCCCUCUCCUCAGAGACCUGCUGUUCAGCCCUGACCUGCAGCACAUCUACACUCUGACUGACAGACAGGUGGUGAGGGUUCCAGUAGAGAGCUGCGAGCAGUACACCACUUGUGGGGAGUGUUUGGGCUCCAGAGACCCUCACUGUGGCUGGUGUGUUCUCCACAACAUAUGUUCUCGUAAGGACCGUUGUGAACGAGCAACCGAGCCCCAGAGGUUUGCAUCUGACCAGAGAGAGUGCGUGGAGCUUACAGUUCAGCCAAGAAAUAUAUCUGUCACCAUGUCUGAAGUUCAGCUGGUCCUCCAGGCUCGUAAUGUGCCCGAUCUGUCAGUGGGGGUUAACUGCUCCUUCGAGGACUACGUGGAGACAGAGGGACGAAUUCAGGGUGGACACAUCUAUUGCUUGUCUCCUUCUGCGAGGGACAUCGCCCCCAUCACCAGGAACAAAGGGGACAAGCGGGUGGUGAAGCUCUACCUUAAGUCCAAGGAGACGGGCAAAAAGUUUGCCAGCGUUGACUUUGUCUUCUACAACUGCAGUGUCCACCAAUCCUGCCUAUCCUGUGUGAAUGGCUCCUUCCCAUGCCAUUGGUGCAAGUACCGCCACAUGUGCACCCAGAAUGCCUAUGAUUGCUCUUUCCAGGAAGGACGUGUCAACCAUUCUGAGGAUUGUCCCCAGAUUCUGCCAUCAACCCAGAUUUACAUGCCGGUCGGAGUCACCAAACCGAUCACCUUGGCAGCCAGGAACCUUCCCCAACCUCAGUCCGGACAGAAGCCCUACGAGUGCGUCUUUGACAUUCAGGGUCAGACCUACAACGUGGCUGCACUGCGCUUCAACAGCACCUCCAUCCAGUGCCAGAAAAUGGCGUAUAAUUAUGACGGCAGUGAUAUCAGCGACCUUCCCGUGGAUCUGUCUGUGGUUUGGAAUGGAAACUUUGUCAUCGACAACCCCUACAACAUUAAAGCUCACCUGUAUAAAUGCUAUGCGCUAAGAGACAGCUGCGGGAUGUGUCUGAAGGCAAACGCCAGGUUCGAGUGUGGUUGGUGUGUAGGAGACAAGAAGUGCUCCCUCAGACAGGAGUGCACUACCCCCGAGAGCGUCUGGAUGCACGCUGCAGCUGGAAACGCCCGCUGUGCUCACCCAAAGAUCACAAAGCUUGUUCCAGAAACGGGGCCCAGACAGGGAGGCACUAUGCUGACUAUCACCGGUGAGAACCUGGGUCUGCAGUUUAAGGACAUCGAAAAUGGAGUGCGCAUCGGGAAGGUGGCAUGCAACCCUCAGCCGGACCAAUACAUCAGCGCUGAGCAGAUCGUGUGCCGACUGAAUGAUGCCACGGGUUACAGGGUGCAGGAUGCCCAGGUGGAGGUCUGCGUAAGGGACUGCAUCCACCCUGACUACAAAGCUGUUUCACCUAAAGCCUUCACCUUUGUGUCUCCAUAUUUUAACCGCGUUCACCCAUCCGCCGGCCCUCUGUCUGGAGGAACAAGGAUCACCAUUGAAGGCAGUCAUCUUAAUGCAGGCAGUGCCGUAGCUGUGAAGAUCGGCCUUCACCCAUGUACCUUUGAAAGGCGGACCAGCAAGGAGAUUGUGUGUGUAACACCGGCUGGACAGGCAACAGGCCCCACUCCAGUUAUGGUUGACAUCAACGCUGCAGAGCUGAGAAACCCUGAGGUCAAGUUCAACUACACGGACGAUCCCACCAUUCUCAAGAUCGAACCCGACUGGAGUAUCGCCAGCGGAGGCCUGUUGCUGACCAUAACUGGAACCAAUCUGGCCACCAUCAAAGAGCCCAAAAUGAGAGCCAAAUACGGAGCGGCACAGUCACAAAAUAACUGCACGGUUCUCAACAACACCGUCAUGAUUUGCCUGGCGCCCUCUGUGGCCAAAUCGGACCGAGGCUUCUCUGAGAUGGGAACCAGUCCUGACGAGAUCGGGUUCGUCAUGGACGGCGUGCGCUCCGUACUGGUGAUCAACGAGACCUUCAGCUACCACCCGGAUCCGGUCUUUGAGUCUCUGAGUCUCAGCGGCAUAUUGGAGCUGAAGCCCAGCUCACCACUCAUACUCAAGGGUCGUAACCUAAUUCCUGCAGCCCCAGGAAACACUAAGCUGAACUACACGGUGCUGAUCGGAGACACGCCCUGCGCCCUCACCCUGUCUGAGAGCCAGCUGCUGUGUGAAUUGCCUAACUUAACUGGGGAGCACAAAGUCACAGUCCGUGUCGGUGGCUUUGAGCAUUCACUCGGGACUCUGCAGAUCUACUCCGACACACUUCUCAGCACACCUGCCAUCAUCGGCAUUACACUAGGCGGCAGCCUGCUUCUGCUGGUCAUCAUUGCGGUUCUGAUCGCGUACAAGAGGAAGUCGAGGGACGCCGACCGCACCCUGAAGCGUUUGCAGAUGCAGAUGGACAAUCUGGAGUCGAGGGUGGCCCUGGAGUGCAAAGAAGCAUUUGCAGAGUUGCAGACAGACAUCCAUGAACUGACGCAGGAGCUGGACGGAGCAGGAAUCCCCUUCCUGGACUACCGCACGUACGCCAUGAGGGUCCUCUUUCCUGGGAUUGAGGACCAUCCUGUACUCAAGGAGAUGGAGGUACGGGUCCAAGCCAAUGUGGAGAAGGCCCUGACGUUGUUCGGCCAGCUACUGACCAAAAAGCACUUCUUGCUGACAUUCAUCCGCACGCUGGAAGCUCAGAGGUCCUUCUCCAUGCGAGAUAGAGGCAACGUUGCUUCUCUCAUCAUGACAGCCCUGCAGGGGGAGAUGGAGUACGCCACGGGUGUCCUCAAACAGCUCCUGUCUGACCUUAUCGACAAAAACCUGGAGAGCAAGAACCACCCCAAGCUGCUUCUCAGGCGGACGGAGUCUGUAGCUGAGAAGAUGCUCACCAACUGGUUCACCUUCCUGCUGUACAAGUUCCUCAAGGAAUGUGCUGGUGAGCCUCUCUUCAUGCUGUACUGCGCCAUGAAGCAGCAAAUGGAAAAAGGUCCCAUAGAUGCAAUCACAGGAGAAGCCCGCUAUUCUCUAAGCGAGGAUAAACUCAUCAGACAACAAAUUGACUACAAAACUUUGACGCUGCACUGUGUGAAUCCAGAGAACGAAAAUGCCCCCGAAGUCACAGUUAAGACCCUUAACUGUGACACAGUGACUCAGGUGAAGGAAAAACUGCUGGACGCUGUGUACAAGGGGACCCCCUACUCCCAGAGACCAAAAGCCUCAGAUAUGGAUCUUGAGUGGCGGCAGGGCAGGAUGGCGCGGAUCAUCCUUCAGGACGAGGACGUCACCACAAAGAUCGAUAACGACUGGAAGAGACUCAACACUCUAGCUCACUACCAGGUGACGGAUGGCUCAGUGAUCGCCCUGGUGCCCAAACAGAACUCGGCCUACAACAUCUCCAACUCCUCCACGUUCACCAAGUCCCUCAGCAGAUAUGGUACGAGAGAAGAGAGCAUGCUGAGGACAGCCAGCAGCCCAGACAGCUUGCGCUCCCGAACACCCAUGAUCACCCCUGAUCUGGAGAGCGGCACCAAGCUGUGGCAUCUAGUAAAGAACCACGACCACUCAGACCAAAGGGAGGGGGACCGGGGGAGCAAGAUGGUCUCAGAGAUCUACCUGACCAGACUGCUCGCCACUAAGGGUACCCUCCAGAAGUUUGUGGAUGAUUUGUUUGAAACCAUCUUCAGCACAGCUCACCGCGGCAGCGCCUUGCCCCUCGCCAUUAAAUACAUGUUUGACUUCCUGGAUGAGCAGGCGGACAAACACUCAAUAACAGACCCUGACGUACGGCACACCUGGAAGAGCAACUGCCUUCCGCUGAGGUUCUGGGUGAAUGUAAUAAAGAACCCACAGUUUGUCUUUGACAUCCACAAGAACAGCAUCACAGAUGCCUGCCUGUCUGUGGUGGCUCAGACUUUCAUGGACUCGUGUUCAACAUCGGAGCACAAACUGGGAAAGGAUUCUCCUUCUAACAAGCUGCUGUACGCUAAAGACAUCCCCAACUAUAAGAACUGGGUUGAAAGGUACUAUUCGGACAUCUCCAGGAUGCCUGCCAUCAGUGACCAGGACAUGAGUGCCUACCUGGCGGAGCAGUCCCGGCUGCAUGCCAACCAGUUUAACAGCAUGUCAGCUCUACACGAGAUCUACUCCUAUAUAGUCAAGUACAAAGAUGAGAUCUUGUCAGCUUUGGAGCGGGACGAGCAGGCGAGGAGACAGAGACUGAGGAGCAAGCUGGAGCAGGUCAUCGACACAAUGGCCCUGGCCAGCUGAGGACAAUCCACCUGCUCCCUCUCCUCACUGCUCUCCUCAUCUGUUGCUCUGUCUCCCUCGCUCCUCUCAGACAACAAACAAACAAACAGACAGAAAAAGGUCCAACCCCCAGAAACACGGACUGCUAAAGUACCGCGGCAGUAUACUCCAGACUUGGGGUGGGGUUCGGCGGAGAUGGGCGGGGCCUGUGUACGCUUACAUGUGUAUGUUUGUGUUCGUCUGCAGCCCCGGCGCAGCGUCUGGGCUUUUGUCUGUGUGAGAGACUCGGACUCCGGACAUUUUUCACACCUGCGUCAAAUGGAGAACAAGUCCCCCGAUAGCGUGUGAUUAUCGUGGAUGUUGGUGUUUGUGAUUUGCCUGAGUUUUGUUUUUCUUUUUCUGGGGGUAUUUUAGAAGAAGAUGUCCUUAUGACACUGAUGAUGAUCAGGAAAAAGCUCAGACACUCCAAACAUGGCGUCACCAACAGAGUGGACCAAUCUAUUAGAGCCAAUGGAGACCGGCUCUGAAGGUCAUGUGAUUCGUCACGCUUUUCUUUUUCUUUUUUUUUUUUUUUUGUAUAAAUGUAAUCAACUGCCCACUCUCUGAUCUCUCGCCACUUGUAUUACUGCUGAAUUUGCACAAUUUACAGAAACGUUACAAAGCAAGACUAUAUAGAUAUUAUAUAUAGAUACAGUUUUUAAAGAAAGAUUAGAGAGGAAAACAUUUUUGUUGUUUCUUUUUUUUGUUGAAUCCGGUACAAUUUAAAAACAAAACAGUGAGACAUGAUUUGAUAUUUCAAGUACAAAAGAAAUGACUCCAAGUAGGCAGAAAAUGAAUGAAAAUCUAAAUAAAAAAAUUGUACUGUGCCAUGUUUUCUUUGAAUGUUGUUAAGUGCAAAGACAUUUUGUUAGAUGGAAUGUGAUACAGUCUGUUUUUCUUUUUAUAUGAACAUUGCCUAGUGACUGAAAAGAGCUGAUUGGGAUCAUUGUUGAACGUGGAAGUAAAUAUAGCGGCGGACAAAAACUUCAUUAAAAUGCUGUUUUGAUUCAGACGGUUUUAUAAAGCCAAAUAUGAGGCCAUUGUUACUUUGCUGUUAGCUUCUAGCUCCUCAGCUGCUCCUCCAGGAUCGAGAAAAGAUACCUGAUCUUUUUCUUUUAGCGACUCAACAAUGAAGUAGCAACAUUGCACUACCUAAAACAUUUAGCUGUAGUUUCCCCAAUGUUUCCACCAUGCGGUUGAACUGGUCACUAAUGAAUAAAUGUUUAACUGUUUUCAGUAAUGGGAGAAAAAAAAAGUGUAUACAUAAUUAGGAUUCAUCAGAGUAAUAGUUUUCAAGUGUUUAUU